GCGGGGUCUGGCCGGCUGUGGGGCUGGCUGCCAGGGGAUCGGCUGAGGCGGCCCGGGCUGGCCGAGGUCGCCUGCGGUGCGGUUGCGGCUGCGGCCUGCUGGACCAUGCUGAGCGGAGCGUGCGGCUGGCUGGCCUCAGCGCUGCGGGGUCCACGCGUGCCGCCGUUCGCGGUCGCCCGUAGGUGCCUUCACGCGUCGGGGUCACAGCGGUCCGCGGACAAGAGCCAGAGGCCCAGGGACCCGCCCCGCGCCUUCGACCCGGCGCUGCUCGAGUUCCUGGUGUGCCCGCUCUCCAAGAAGCCGCUCAGAUAUGAAGCAUCGACAAAUGAACUGAUUAAUGAAGAGUUGGGAAUAGCCUAUCCAAUUAUUGAUGGGAUCCCUAAUAUGAUACCGCAGGCAGCUAGGAUGACACAUCAAAAUAAGAAGCAAGAAGAAAUAGAGCGGCACUAG
Messenger RNA from Neomonachus schauinslandi (Hawaiian monk seal), 450 nucleotides. RefSeq names its product PIGY upstream open reading frame (gene PYURF). The record is from RefSeq and is a predicted model, not a curated record. The transcript is spliced from 2 exons. Lineage: Eukaryota; Metazoa; Chordata; Mammalia; Carnivora; Phocidae. The coding region runs from base 106 to 450 and encodes 114 amino acids.